AUGCUAAAUUGGUUGUUGAUUAGCCUGCAAUUUUGUGUACAAUAUGACGAAGCGCACGAUAUCAUACCAUAUUUUUCUUUCUUCACAUUUGAUCAUAAUAUAGUAGCAAAGCUCCAAAUCAGAAGUGAAACAGGACAUGAAGAUUCAUCUCGGCUCAAGUACAAAGAUAGCAAUGUUAACAUUCCUAAUGGUCAGGCAAAGACAUUUGUAAUGUGGAUAAACCCACGGGAUCUUUCUAGUCCGCAGCCAGACUCUUAUUACAACAUGCCUGGGCAAACAACUCAUGCUGCUUAUUUGCCAUCUCACAGUAGUCAUGUGUGCUGCUGCUGCACAAUCUUCUCAUAUGCAGUUUCUAGGCAUGUACCAUCCCCCACCACAGCCAAUUGCAAUGGUCAGUCAUCAUCAUGUGGGAGUACCAAUGACGUUAAGGCGUCCAAUCUUGAGCUUGCAGGGCAUACAAUUCGUGCUGCUGCUCUUAGGUUGAGAGGUCUAUCGGAAGAAGAAAAUGUAGAUUAUGGUGGCAAGAUGGAAAUUUUGAAUGAGAAGGAGGUGUAUGUGGAAUCAUCUGAUUCUUAUAACAAUAAAGGCGAGAAGAAAUCCAGUGGAAAAUCUAAGUAG
This is a messenger RNA of Fraxinus pennsylvanica, 618 nucleotides long. Lineage: Eukaryota; Viridiplantae; Streptophyta; Magnoliopsida; Lamiales; Oleaceae. The record is from the annotation of a GenBank genome assembly.